Molecule: messenger RNA, 1875 nt
Organism: Mya arenaria
Lineage: Eukaryota; Metazoa; Mollusca; Bivalvia; Myida; Myidae
Exons: 10
Coding region: 1-1875 (624 amino acids)
Source: RefSeq, a predicted model, not a curated record
AUGGUUGUGCUGGUGAAGGUGAAGGUGGUGGUGGUGGUGGUGGUGCUCGGCGGUGGCGGUGGCUGCGGCAGCGGAGGAGGCAGUGACAGUGGUAGCAGCAGCGGCAGCAGCAGCAGUUGCAGUAGCAGUAGCAGAAGAACUAUCGAAAUCCAUUCAACUAAACCAAUCUGGGCUGCGAUUGUGACUACUGCAAAUAAUGAAUUGGAGGCAUUUUUGCUUCUCCCGGUGAACGCAUUGUCAACGGAAUACUUCAUUCCUUCGUACCGACCAUACUCUGCAAAUUCGUAUAUGUCCCAAUUCUUAAUCGUUGCAACCGAAACUGACACGACAGUGGCAAUUGAAUUUCCCUCUACAUUUACUCCAUGGGCAAAGGGACAUAUUCAGAUUGAAUUGCAAAAGUACCAAACGUAUUUGUUUCAAAAUCUAAUGGACACCACUGGAACACUUGUCACUAGUGAUAAAGCAAUUUCUGUCUUUGCCGGUAAUAAUUAUGGUACAGUGCCUAAAGACGGCUCAGGCUUAGGGUACAUGGUUGAGCAAGUCUUACCAACGAGGUUUUAUGACUUCAAAUUCAUAGUUCCUGCAAUGAUACCCCGUAAUGACUACUACAUUCGUAUUUUCUCCGUUUAUGACGACACGGAGGUCAACAUGUACAAUUCAACAACUCAUGACUCACACUUCCUGAAAAGGCUCGAGACAUUUAAAGGCCAUUUCAUGGCAGAACCGACUUUGUUGCUGGCUGAUAAGCCCAUUUAUGUGAUGAUUUACUCAACUAACCACUUCAUGAUGACUGCGCAAGCCCUGUCACAGUUUCAGUCCGAGUAUGAAUUUACCCUCCAAAGCUAUACUAGUGCAAACAUCAUUGCUGUAACUAUAAAGACAGCUGACGUCAGUGAACUUUACCUUGACGGCAACAAACUUGCCAUUAACAACACGAAAACCAUCCAGGUCGCAUCCCCUCUGCAGGACUACAGUGUUCUCUAUAUCUCCAUCACUGGGGCAACUAUUCACCGAAUCCAUCACUCUAGGCAGCGAAAGUUCGGGGCGGUACUGUACGAAUCCGGCAAUAGCUAUGCUUACGGAAUGCCUCUACAGAUGACACUCACAGAUAUUGGAUGUUACCUGACCAAUGGCACAAACAGUACGCUCGCCCCAGGACAAGGGUCUCAUCUGGGGUCUCAAAUCAACUACCAAGCUUCAGGUAAGGAUGUUAACUGCUUCAAUUGUGAGGAUAUGACACAUCUCAAGUAUUGUGACAGGGUGACAACAUGUAGGGAAAACGAGGUUUGCUACGUCCAGAGCUACUCCAAGAGUCUCAACACCGUUCGCUACAAGUCAGGCUGCACAAGUAAACUGAAUUGCCGGAGUCAUGGUUCAUCCGGAUGCUUUGAAUGUUGCGAUGGAAGUUACUGCAAUUUUCAUGGGUGUAGUGAUAAUGGUCUGGUUGGGAUUUCUCAGAGAGGUCCGUUCUGUUUCGAAUGUCGCCACAUCAGGGCAGGCGAAGUGUGUGAAACUGUGCAGCUGUGUUCCGUGACUGAGACAGUAAUUGUGUCCACUUUAAUGACAAUGAGAAUGGUCGUCAACUAUUCUGUCCGUUGCACGAACGAAUGGUGUGCAACGUUCAGGUUCGUAAAAGAAGAAAGUAACGAUAUUUUCCAGGCAUGCAUGGUUGAAGAGUAUAAAUGGGGCGAAAAUGACAGACACUACAUCCAGGGAUGCACCGACGCUCAGCUCUGCAGUAGUACAAGAAAACGAGCCGUUGCUGAGCUUGACAGAGAUUGGAGGAAUGUGCCCGGCUGCUCUCACUGUUGUACAACAGAUUUCUGCAACUCAAAUUGCACAGCUUCCAGCAUCAGCCCAGGAAUAAUUGGUUGA